GUGUCCCAGGAGCCCCCGCGGGCGGCGAGAUGGCCAAGAUGGCGGCAGCCGUGGGGUCGAUGGCCACGCUGGCGGCUGAGCCCGGAGAGGACGCCUUCAGGAGGCUUUUCCGUUUCUACCGGCAGAGCCGCCCUGGGACCGCAGACCUGGGAGGCGUCGUCGACUUCUCGGCCGCUCGACCAGCCUGCGGCGCCGGGCCCGACGGCCGCCAGGUGGUGAGGUCUCCGCUGAACGUGACCUCGGUCAGUGAGCAGAAUGCUCGCAGGGCAGGACUCGAGCCAGUCAGCAAGUGGCGAGCCUACGGACUGGAAGGCUAUCCUGGGUUUAUUUUCAUCCCCAACCCCUUCCUCCCGGGUUCCCAGAGGCACUGGGUAAAGCAGUGCCUUAAGUCGUAUUGCCAGAAGCCCAACGUGUGUAACCUAGACAAGCACGUGGUGGAGGGAGAGACCCAGAAUCUGUGGGCGCAGAGUAGAGACUUCCUGAGGUCUGAACACGGGAGUAAGCGGAGACCCCGAAGCUUGCUGGAGAAGCUGCGGUGGGUGACGCUCGGAUACCAUUAUGACUGGGACAGCAAGAAAUACUCAGCCGAUCAUUACACACCUUUCCCUUCUGACCUGGCUUUCCUCUCAGAGCAAGUGGCGGCCGCCUGCGGGUUUCAGGACUUCCAGGCUGAGGCCGGCAUCCUCAACUAUUACCGCUUAGGCUCCACACUGGGCAUCCACGUGGACAGGUCCGAGCUCGACCACUCCAGGCCCCUGCUGUCCUUCAGCUUCGGCCGGUCGGCCAUCUUUCUCCUGGGGGGCCUCCGAAGGGACGAGGCCCCCACGGCCAUGUUCAUGCACAGCGGAGACAUCAUGGUGAUGUCGGGCCUCAGCCGCCUGCUGCACCACGCGGUGCCCCGGGUGCUGCCCGGCCCCGACGAGGAGCGGCUGCCCCGCUGCCUGGACGCGGCCCUCCCCGCGCCGCUGCCCGCGGACUCGGUGCUGGAGGCCUGCCCGGAGGAGGACUGGCGGGUGUGCGCCGGCUACCUGAGCGCCGCACGCGUCAACGUGACCGUGCGCCAGGUGCUGGCCCCGGGCCAGGGCUUCCCUCCGGAGCCCGCCGAGGGCGAGUGCCACCCGCUGGACGGCGACAGCCCGGGGAAGCGAGCCAGGCUGGCGCCCUUGUAGCUGACGUCCCCUGGACCUGGGGCGCCAUCUGCCUCUGAGCUGCUUGCUGUGGGGCCCCACGCUGCCCCUCUGCUCCAUCUCUGGGCGAAGUAAACACGGCUUCCCACGUCGAGUCCGCGCCUUUAUUAAUGGGGAUGCGACGGCACUGCCCCCGCCUGGCGACGUGUGGCCCACACGCCAGCCCUUCACUGUCUCAGUCUCUUAGCUCUUCCUGUCAGCAUCAGAGUUCUGGGGCGUCUCUGAUCUCUCCUUGGUGAUGUAAAUCAAGAUGGUUAUAUAAGUUAAGAUGGCCAGGGAGAUAGCAUAAUGGUUAUGCAAAAAGCGUAUCAAUGGGGACAGGCACAAGCCCCGGCCCCCUCUUGCAGGGGGGAAGCUUCACAAGUGGUGAAGCAGGGCUGUGGGUGUCUCUUCAGGUGUCCUCUAUUCAACAAAGUCUAGAAUGAUUUUCAGGGGAGUCGGGCGGUGGCGCAGCGGGUUAAACGCAGGUGGCGUAAAGCGCAAGGACCGGCAUAAGGAUCCCGGUUCGAGCCCCCGGCUCCCCACCUGCAGGGGAGUCGUUUCACAGGUGGUGAAGCAGAUCUGCAGGUGUAUUUCUCUCCCCCUCUGUCUUCCCCUCCUCUCUCCAUUUCUCUCUGUCCUAUCCAACAACGAAGAAAUCAGUAACAAUAAAAAAACUACAAUAAAACAAGGGCAACAAAAGGGAAUAAGUGAAUCAAUAGAAAAAA
Erinaceus europaeus (western European hedgehog) is the source of this 1894-nucleotide messenger RNA. RefSeq names its product alkB homolog 1, histone H2A dioxygenase (gene ALKBH1). The coding region runs from base 30 to 1169 and encodes 379 amino acids. NCBI's taxonomy places the organism in Eukaryota, Metazoa, Chordata, Mammalia, Eulipotyphla, Erinaceidae. Gene Ontology annotation, molecular function: broad specificity oxidative DNA demethylase activity; ferrous iron binding; oxidative RNA demethylase activity. Gene Ontology annotation, cellular component: nucleus; cytoplasm. Gene Ontology annotation, biological process: oxidative RNA demethylation. The transcript has 6 exons. The record is from RefSeq and is a predicted model, not a curated record.